Lecanosticta acicola is the source of this 1369-nucleotide messenger RNA. Lineage: Eukaryota; Fungi; Ascomycota; Dothideomycetes; Mycosphaerellales; Mycosphaerellaceae. The record is from the annotation of a GenBank genome assembly.
AUGGAGCAGAAGUCAUCAAGAUUGAAGAUCCAGAGCGUGGCGUAAGUAUCCUAAAAAGCCUGCAAUCGUAUCCCAUCCUCUCUUACAAGGAAGUCCAGGAUGACACGAGAUACUGGACCAUCCAGGGCGAGGAGAAGAUGUGGAAGCCCGGCGUAGGACCCAUGUCGAACUACUUCGCCGCUGUCAACCGCAACAAGAAAUCCGUGGCGUUGAAUCUGAAAAGCGAAAGGGGACGAGAGAUAUUCUUGAACAUGGUGAAGGAAGCGGAUGUCGUGUGAGGGUCUCCUGGAAAUCCCGCAACCUAUCGAUCUGCGACGCUGAUUUGAUUGCAAAGUGUCGAGAAUCUCCGGCCUGGAAAUAUGGCUCGUCUGAAGUUGGGGUAUGAACAUCUUCGACAGAUCAACAAGGGCAUUAUCUUGGCUAGCACUUCAGGUAUGGACAGUCGUGCAUUUGCUUGCGGCCCAUAUUGAUUCCCCACAGGGUAUGGUGCUGGAGGCCCUUUUGCACAGAGAGCCGGUUACGACAUGAUCGCUGCAGCUGAAGCCGGACUUCUUCACUUGACUGGAGAGCGAGGCAGAGGCCCCGUCAGACCUGGCCUAGGCCUCACCGACAUGUCGACCGGUCUGUACAUGCACGGCGCCAUCAUGGCGGCAUUGUAUGCACGGCAACGAACGGGAGAAGGCCAAAAGAUCGACGGCUCGCUCUUCGAAACCCAAGUCGCCCUCCUCACGAACGUCGCCAUGUCAUGGCUGAACCUGGGCGUCGAAGCGGAACGAUGGGGCGCUCAACAUCCUAGCGUCGUGCCCUACGAUACCUUCAAGACCAGAGACCUCUAUCUCGUCUGCGGGGCCUUGAAUGACAAACAGUUCCACAAGCUCGUGGGUCUUCUAGGCGUUCCCGAGCUCGCUGAGGAUGAUCGCUUCCGGAGCAACGGAGACCGUGUCACGCAUCGUGACGAGCUCGGCAAGGUCCUCAAUGAACGAUUCGCCAAGAAAACUACAGAUGAGUGGACGGAGAUAUUCGAAGGGAGCGGAAUGCCGUAUGCGCCUAUCAACACCAUGGAGAAGGUUUUCAAUCACCCUCAGACUGCGGCACGAGACCUCGUCCAGGAGGUGCCACUUGAUUCGGCUCGCGCUGGGAAGAUCAAGCUACUUGGUGAGGCGACACGAAUUGAGCGAAUGCAACCGGAAUCUGAUAUACCGCAGGGCCUGCCAUCAAGUUCAGCCAGACGAAAGCUACUAUCCGCAGUCAGCCUCCUCUGCAUGGGGAAAACACCAAGGAAGUCCUGCGAAAAUUUGGAAUCGAAGAGGUCGAGCUGCAGGCGCUUGAACAAGAUGCCAUUAUUAAGAGUAGAACAGUGCCCCGAUGA